Molecule: messenger RNA, 2214 nt
Organism: Cryptomeria japonica (Japanese cedar)
Lineage: Eukaryota; Viridiplantae; Streptophyta; Pinopsida; Cupressales; Cupressaceae
Product: wall-associated receptor kinase 5-like
Exons: 3
Coding region: 1-2214 (737 amino acids)
Biological process (GO): cell surface receptor signaling pathway; protein phosphorylation
Cellular component (GO): plasma membrane
Molecular function (GO): calcium ion binding; protein serine/threonine kinase activity; ATP binding
Source: RefSeq, a predicted model, not a curated record
AUGUCGUUUAGUAAACAGAUGCAGUGGGAGGUUGUUGGCCUAAUUAUUAUUUGUUGCUAUUUGGCCACCACUGGCGUUGCACGAUGCAAUCCUGAAUGGUGUGGUUCACAGAAUGUGACUUUUCCAUUUUGGAUAUCCAAUUCUAGGUGUGGACUACCCGGUUUUCAGAUCAAAUGCAUGCAGAAGGAGAACGGGAAUUGGAGUCUAUUUCUUGGCACUUUUGUAAAUUCAACAGAAACGGAGCUUGAGAUCUUGGAGAUGAGUUAUGCCGGCUCUCUGAUAAUAAAUUCGACUUCUCUAAAAGCCAUCUCGUGUAAUAAUACAGACGAUGCCUCUCUCCAUUUCACGCUACCUGCGGAUGGCCCCUUCACCGUUUACUCUUCCAAUAGAUUCGUGGUCAUUGGUUGCCGAGCAAAGGGUUCUUUCAGUCUUAAAGGUGGUGGAGGGGGAUGUCAAUCUGCAUGUCUAACUCAGUAUGAUCCAGGAUACUGCAACACCUAUGGUUGCUGUGAAGCUGGUAUUCCAGGAAAUGAGAGGGCGAUAAACUUCACGGGUGGGGGAUCCUGCGGAUUCUCCACUAUUCUCGACCCACAUACUUGGAAGUUGCCUCAAGGCGAACUUGGUUCCUAUGCGAGGGGUCAUUACGGCAUGCGCCUCCAGUGGGGCAUCAGCAAUGGAAAUUGUUCGACGGCCAAAGGAACAUCCAAUUACUCUUGCACCGAUGAAACUGAAUGUUUAGACGCAACAAAGGGCGCCCAUGUAUGCAAAUGUCUUACGAGUUAUGAAGGGAGUGGGUACUCUAAUGGCACCGGUUGCACAGAUGUGGACGAAUGCAGUGAAGCAGACUUGAAUAUGUGCGUUGAAGCAUCGCAGGGUGGUAUAUGUCAUAAUCUACCUGGCACUUACAAUUGUUCAUGUGCAAAGGAUUACAGCGGAGACGGCUUCCAAAACGGGACAAGAUGCCAGUCGCCGAGCUCGAACAACUCGCUAAGGUCUGCAAUUAUAGGUUCUGCUUCUUCAUUUAUUGGAGUUUCAUUUGCAGCGUGUGGAUUAUUUUGGUACCUAAGGAGGCGUCAGUUGAAAUAUACUGGUGACAAAAAUUUCAUAGAAAAUGGUGGUCUUGAGAUGGAGGAACGCAUAGCUUCCCUGGGAGGAAGAAAAAGCCUCAGAAUGUUUUCUGAAACAGAGUUGAAAACAGCCUCCAACAAUUACUCAGUAGAGUUGGGAAAAGGCGGCUUUGCAAUCGUGUACAAAGGGGUUCUCUCAGAUGGCAUGCCCGUGGCGAUCAAAAAGCCCAAAUCAUUUUCCCCUGAGUUCAUUAAUGAAAUUGUGAUUUUAUCCCACAUCAAUCAUAGAAACGUAGUGAAAUUGAUAGGUUGUUGUCUCCGUACUCAACUUCCCUUGCUUGUCUACGAAUUUGUGUCGAGUGGAACACUCUUUCAGCAUCUACAGUCUCCAGAAAAACACUUGUCCUCGGAAAGAAGGCGGCAAGUUGCCCUGGAGACAGCAGAAGGUAUAGCAUAUGUGCAUCAUGAAGCUUCUCAAUCCAUUUUUCAUCGUGACAUAAAAUCAUCGAACAUUCUUCUUGAUGAGACAUUUACUCCAAAAGUGGCAGACUUCGGUAUUUCUCGUCUACGACCUUCUGACGAAAUGCAUCUCAGCACACUUUUUCCCUCGGGCACUCCAGGUUAUGUGGAUGCUGAGUUCGUAAGAAGCAAUCAAUUUACAGAGAAGAGUGAUGUUUAUAGCUUUGGUGUAGUUUUGGUGGAGCUUCUUACUGGUCUAAAGCCCUUGUUGUCUCGACAAGGUGAAAUGUACACUUUAUACGACCAUUUCCUAUCUGCAAUUAAUAGUGGGCACUUAGCCGAGAUAUUAGAUCCCAGAGUAGUGGACGAAGAAACCCAAGCGCAAAUGGAGAAUAUGGCAAAUCUGGCCAAGGCAUGUUUGCAUGAGGAAGGAAGGGCAAGGCCGUCGAUGAGAAAGGUAGUGGAGGAGCUUGUGUGGAUAAGGGCAGCUACAAAACAAGCACGACUUUUAAAUAGGAAUGUGGUUCUCCCUAUGCAGAAGGGUGGUUCCACACAGGCAACACUUGAGCAUUACAAUAAAUUCCCCAGUGAGAAUGCUUCAUGGGAUUAUCACGCUUCUCUCCCUCCGAAUGCUUUUGAGGAUCCUUCGAGUUCAUUGAUUCAAAUGUCAAAUAUGAAUGGAAUAUAA